AUGAUCUUCCGCCUCGCUACUCUGCCAGAGCACAACGAGAACAACAUCUACUGGACUUGUGACCGGGAGCAUCAUUCGGACGACGCUCUGGUACAGAGGUACCACACCUCGCUCCUCCUUACGUGUCGCCUCAUCUGGCUCGAGACAAAUGAGCUUCCGCUCGGACGGGAGACUCAUCACUUCUACUUCCCUUCCGCGGAUCCUCAUUCAAACAAGAGCAAAUACGACUAUGUGGCCGGAAAGAUCAGGGAGCGCCACGCGGCUUUGUGGACAUUGCUACCUUUCAGCGGCAAGCGCAAACUCUACCAUCUUCAUUAUCACAUGCACGAACAGGCGGACGUCGAAAACAACCGCUUGACACUCCCGUACGAACUGAUGCGUCAUCUCACCAACAUGUGGCCUUCACCACCGAUCACCCCACCAAAGAUGAUCACAUUCAGCUUCAAGGUCAACAUGUGGUACUUUGAAGAACUCGAGGGGGAAGCAGGGGAAGAACAGAAGGCCGCGGACAAGCUACCGGUCAUACGCUCAUUCGUCCAAGAGGCUGCUGCUUGUGGCGUGCAAACCGUUCGCAUCGUGGUUGGAGGCACAUCGACGAGCUUUCCAAAUUUCAAGGACAUGGUGGAGCAAGACGAAAGCUUGAGGGUUGCAAGAGGUGACAGCGCGCCAACCAAAAUGAAUCCGCCUCUACUCGGAGCAACUCGUCUGAGCCUCAAACUGCCGGGGGAAGAGAGUCCGGAAAUGGUGGAUGUUAGAUUGUUGAACAAGGAAGGAGAGGUUGAGAGUGUGGUAGAGGAGAUGUUCUGCUCGGUCGCGUGGACAUGGGAGCAAGUCGGCUCAGCGACGAAGAGUUACGACAACGGCAGAGCGAAGGCAUACUCGACUCUGCCUACCAAGUACAUCAACCUUGCAAAGGAGUACAAGAAGACGUGGGAAAGCCAAGGGAGCUUGCUGAAGUUUGUGGAGUGA
This is a messenger RNA of Saxophila tyrrhenica, 969 nucleotides long. RefSeq lists its product as uncharacterized. The record is from RefSeq and is a predicted model, not a curated record. Lineage: Eukaryota; Fungi; Ascomycota; Dothideomycetes; Mycosphaerellales; Extremaceae. Bases 1 to 969 code for a protein of 322 amino acids. The transcript has 2 exons.